Messenger RNA from Vitis vinifera (wine grape), 636 nucleotides. Its product is annotated as small ribosomal subunit protein uS11c-like. Gene Ontology annotation, molecular function: mRNA 5'-UTR binding; small ribosomal subunit rRNA binding; structural constituent of ribosome. Gene Ontology annotation, cellular component: mitochondrial small ribosomal subunit; ribosome. Bases 1 to 636 code for a protein of 211 amino acids. The record is from RefSeq and is a predicted model, not a curated record. Gene Ontology annotation, biological process: ribosomal small subunit assembly; translation; maturation of SSU-rRNA from tricistronic rRNA transcript (SSU-rRNA, 5.8S rRNA, LSU-rRNA). NCBI's taxonomy places the organism in Eukaryota, Viridiplantae, Streptophyta, Magnoliopsida, Vitales, Vitaceae. The transcript has 3 exons.
AUGGCAAAACCUAUACCAAGAAUUGGUUCACGUAGGAAUGGACGUAUUGGUUCACAUAAGAGUGCGCGUAGAGUACCAAAGGGAGUUAUUCAUGUUCAAGCAAGUUUUAACAAUACCAUUGUGACUGUUACAGAUGUACGAGGUCGGGUGGUUUCUUGGUCCUCGGCCGGUACUUGUGGAUUCAGGGGUACAAGAAGAGGGACGCCAUUUGCUGCUCAAACCGCAGCAGGAAAUGCUAUUCGUACAGUAGUGGAUCAAGGUAUGCAACGAGCAGAAGUCAUGAUAAAGGGUCCUGGUCUCGGAAGAGAUGCAGCAUUACGAGCUAUUCUUAGAAGUGGUAUACUAUUAAGUUUCGUACGGGAUGUGGUAGAGCAAGCUGGAGCGGAGGCAGUAGAGACGAAGGUGAGAGCAGAGGGGGGCUAUCGAAUCAGCAAGGGCGUAGCGAAUAGUCAAGGCUACCCGAUAAAGGAUGGCUGGCAUUCAUCAGUAGGUGGAUCCGCCGUAGGGGUUGGUUCAGCCACUCGACGACCGGCACUUGCCAUUGAAAAACCAAUAAAAGUACUUUAUGCAGCAGGGUACCACGAUCGAACGCCACCGGAACACCCCGAUAUGAGAAAGCCAUUUCGAGUGCGGUAG